This is a messenger RNA of Cladocopium goreaui, 2796 nucleotides long. Lineage: Eukaryota; Dinophyceae; Suessiales; Symbiodiniaceae. The record is from the annotation of a GenBank genome assembly.
AUGACUUUGGACUUUGGCGGAUCCCCGAGGAUGUCAAAAAAAGAUCCCCAGACGCGGAUACCAACAAGGCGGUCCACAACGCCGUCCACGGAGUUCACGGGGAAAGCUGAGGAGACGCCCUUCAAGGUGUUUGAUGGAGAUCCUCCGGUUCACGAAUUUGCUCCGGUCUUCAUUGAAGAAACCUUGAUGCUUCGGAAGGAUUUGCGAAUCCGAGAACUCCAACGCUGGAACUUCACUGUGGAAGAGCCGGAGAAGGCAGUGUUUUACAUCGUGUGUUGCGGACCAGUGCAACGAUUUCUGGAGCUGCCACCACGAACGCCUGACCGGCCAUACCUUUGUUACGACUGCGACGCCAAGCUGCAACUGAGCUCGCUGGCGCAAGAGAAGUGUCAGAUUCGGCGAAACUGCGAUCCGAACAUCGUCAAGCUCCUGGCGCGUCGAGAUUUCAUGUUUUCCUCCUCAGAUCUCAGGGGUUGGGAUCUGAAGAACGACUCCGCACUGUUGGUGCCGGGCGUGACGCAUGUGCAUCACAUCCCGGCACCAGAAAAACUGAAGAACAACAAGGUGAAACCUUCUGAUCCGCCCAAGUACUUUCUCACCUUCCAAGGGAUUCGGAACAAUGGUCUGGACGGGGCAUCCUAUGUCCGUGGCAACCUGGAAGCAAUGCUCAACGUGUCCAUCCGCCGACCAGAGCUCAGUGGCUGCCCGACAGGCUCGCCGAGUAUGACCAGUGUCAUGCUGCCAUCUGACGUGUUCAUUGCCAUUGCCGACAAAGCACAACGCCACAAAGAAAUGAGGCCAUAUUUCUCCCUCUUCGAUUCGGCCUAUGGCCUGGUGUUGCACGGCCAUGGGCGCUGGAGCUACCGACUGAUGGAGGUGUUGAAUGGGGAAGCUAUUCCUGUGAUCUUGGCGGAUGGAUGGAAACUACCACUUGACGAGUUGAUUGACUGGGAGAAGAUCUCUUUGCUUCGCUCAGAGAAGAUGGCAUGUGAUCCUGCUGCGCUGAUUGAGAGUUUACCUCGAGAACUCCAAGGUAUCCAACAGACACGGCAACACAUUCGCAACGUCUACGGCAAGUUGAUGGAGACGCAGGAAAAACGAUUGGUUGCUUUACUUCGAGCAGCUGCCCUUUGGAAACGCAACUGGAGAGAACUGGAGAAGGGAACUUUGCGAAUGUUGGCAGAUGCCGCCCUGAAAAACGUGAACCGAGAUGAUUUGGUACGGGCAGAUGAUGGCAGUCAACUGCGGAACCUGGGCGAGUUCGUCAAACCGAUGAUUGCCAAAGUUGAAGAUAUGUUGAAGAUAUUGCCACCGCCCUCGGAGCGGCUCACCCUGGCCUCACGGAGAGGAAAAAGGUGCAGACAUCAAUCUCGGAAAAAUCUCCGCAAGGACGAGGGAACCUUCCGAGGUCUGAUUCAGGACAAUGAAGAGUUGUUCGACACCUGGAUGAUCCUGGAUGGACUUGUCGCAAGCUCAGAGCUCCAACUGUCGGAUGACAACGACUUUGCCAAGCAGCAGGAACGGAACAGGACGGGCCCUCCUGAGUCCUGGCCCCUGCAUGAAGCGGGCAAGACGCAUCGCAAGCGUCUCCUCAACCCGCGGGGCCCUGCCCCGAAGCUGGACGGCCCCGCAUGGGCGCGACUGCCCUUGCCUGGGGCGGGAGCAAGGGAUCCGCCAAGAGAAGGGGCAGUUCAAUUCUGGCCAUGGCCUGGAGGCGAUUCCUUUCCCUUUCAGCACCUGGCAGAGCGUUUCCUCUUCAGCCUGUGUCAGAGGCCAUCAGCUGAAACGGCACAGAAGCUUCGAGAUGUCCAAAGUCAAAUGCGGCGAUGCGAGCAGCAGCCGGAAGACUUUGAGGAUGUGGAUGCCCUGUGGGGGUACACGCGUGAGAAGUUCGUGCUCCGAUCCUCCAUGGCCUUCAACGCGCUGACCAGCUUUGCGCCUGCAGCUCUCCGACGAAGGAUGGAGGGGUCCUUCAGCGUGGCCGCCAUGGGUGGAGGUCCAGCCGCAGAGCUUUUCGCUGCCGUGGUGGCCAGAGACUUGUCUGGUGGCCGGCCUGGUAAGAUGGCAGUCUAUGAAUGGGUGGAGACUUGGUCUUCCAUUGUCCAGGCAGUUGCGAACGUGAUGCAGGAAGAGAUCGAGUAUCAUCAUUGUGAUGUAUCCAAGCCGCUGUCGGAUGAACAGAAUGCCGCAGUGCGAUUCCAUUCGAUGGCCAAUGGCAGACCAGUGUAUGAUCUCUACAUCUUUUCUCAUGUCUUAUUGGAAUGUGGCCGUGGAGGGGGUGCUGCUCCGCUCCAUUUGCUGCAGGAUCUCUGGGAGCAGAACUCUUUCAUCUUGGUCUUGGAUGCGGGUCAAGCACGAGGGCGAGGCUGUCGAGAACGGCCCUUGGCGGGGUCACUGCGAUUGGUGGAGUCUUGGGCGAGUGAAGUCGGAGCUGAAGUGAUACGCAUCAACGGUGCAAGCCGAACGGAUGGUGUUCUGCUGAGCCCAAGAGAGUUGUGCUCAGAAAAAGAUCUGCAGAACCAACGGGUGCAGCUGGUUGAAGAAUUGGCACCAGUAGUCUUGUGCUGGAAGAUCAUCACUCACUGGAACCUCAGAGGCAUGGCCGUCGAACAGUUCAGUUGGUACGUGAAGGCCGCAGACCCUCAAUUUGAGAUCGCUCCCAACGACGAGGACGAGGUUGACAAGGACGAGAAUGAGACCGAGGAGAAGAUCGUGCGGCCCAAGCGAGAGAAGGAUUGCUUGAAGAUCUCUGGUUUGUGCUAUUCGCUGUUCCACGCUCCAAGCUCAGAACUGUGA